Molecule: messenger RNA, 411 nt
Organism: Dovyalis caffra
Lineage: Eukaryota; Viridiplantae; Streptophyta; Magnoliopsida; Malpighiales; Salicaceae
Source: the annotation of a GenBank genome assembly
AUGACUAAUAAUAACAAUAAGGAUGCUCCCGCCUCCCCCAACAACGGCAAUGAGCAGCCACAACAAGCCAACAGUCCUAGGGGGAGCCGAACCAAUCAAGAAGAGGCUGUUAUGCCACCUAGGCCAAGAGGGUCUAGGCUUGAAAUAGGUGGAUCUUCUUCUGCUUCUACCUCUACUGUUGUGACUCCAACUGCUGGUGCUACUCCAUCAAGUCCAGAAAGGAUUGCAGGGAGUGGUGCUGGUGUUGGUUCCAGUGCUGUUGACACUGCUGCAGCGCCUGGAGAAGGGUCUUCCUCAAGAAAACGAUCUGGGAAGGCCCCUGAAGAGGGCACUUCCCCUGUGCUUAAGAGGGCUAAAGGGGAAAUGGAUAUAAAUCCUGACGCUGAUCCUACGUGCUCCACAUGUGGCUGA